This is a messenger RNA of Penicillium alfredii, 1230 nucleotides long. Its product is annotated as bestrophin family protein. Gene Ontology annotation, molecular function: chloride channel activity. NCBI's taxonomy places the organism in Eukaryota, Fungi, Ascomycota, Eurotiomycetes, Eurotiales, Aspergillaceae. Bases 1 to 1230 code for a protein of 409 amino acids. The transcript has 4 exons. The record is from RefSeq and is a predicted model, not a curated record.
AUGAGACUGAAUUUUAGUGAGCCUCCGACUCCGACAUUGAGUCGCCAGAACACGGUGCUUCAUGGCCACCACCAGCGCCGAAGCACCCAUCCGCAUCUGCUGUCGACGCGAGUCAAGCCAAGAAGAUGGCCGCUGGUAUUCCGAUUCAUCAAAGGAGCUAUCCACGGGGCCAUUUUGCUGCCCGUUACGUUGCACGCCAUGUUUACGGCCUUUGUCGUGUACCUCGACACGUAUGUAUUCGACACUGUGGGACUGCCCAGCAGCAUCAUCCCCUCACUUUCCAUCGUCGUGGGCCUAAUGCUCGUGUUCCGCAACCAGACCUCCUACAACCGGUUCUGGGACGGGCGAAACGGGAUGAACACGAUGAACACCUGCGUCCGAAAUCUUGCACGCACCAUUGUAACCAACAGCUACAGUGCGACGCGGGGCCCGCCCAACGCUGCCGAGCGCGAGGAUGUCGAGCGCACCAUCCGCAUUCUCAUGGCCAUCCCGUACGCCGUUAAGAACCAUCUGCGGGCGGAAUGGGGCGCCGCGUGGGAUUACGCCGGUGCGUUUGGCGGUGACUUGAAUGAACGCGGCACGGCUGCGUACAACCCGGACUAUGCCGGCUUGCUCCCCGCGGGACUGGAGGGCCACGAAGAAGACGGGUUGGGUCUCCCGUUCCAAUUGACCUUUUUUGUGGAUGGGUUUUUCAAGCGUGGCGAGGAGCGUGGUUGGUUCAAUGCGCCCGGUGCGAGUCAGAUGCAGGCUCAGCUCAAUGCCUUGACGGAUGCAUAUGGGCGGAUGGAGACGAUUAAGUUGACCCCCAUUCCGGUGGCUCAUCUCAUCCACCAAAAACAAGUCCUCGCCCUUUUCGGCUGCGUAAUCCCCUUCGCAAUGGUCGAUGACCUGGGCUGGUGGGCAAUCCCUAUUGUCUCUUUGGUCAUUUUCACCCUCUACGGGAUCGAGGGUAUAGGCUCGCAGCUGGAAGAUCCAUUCGGCUAUGACCGAAAUGAUAUCAAGAUGGAUGCCAUCGUUGGUGACUCCAAGACGGAGAUUGAAGUGGUAUUGUCCGAGUGGCGCAAGCAUGCAAAGGCCAUGGAGGCUAAUAUGAGCUCGCGCGAUGGAGCAACUGGCCACGGGGAUCGGUGUCUGACACCUCAUCACAAUGGAAUCGGAGGUGAUGGAGGCGACAGGAAGUUUCUACAGCCGGAUCUGUUUUUGAAGCUGAGACCACGGACAGCGGUGUAG